This is a messenger RNA of Cordyceps fumosorosea ARSEF 2679, 375 nucleotides long. Its product is annotated as MFS general substrate transporter. Gene Ontology annotation, molecular function: transmembrane transporter activity. The record is from RefSeq and is a predicted model, not a curated record. Lineage: Eukaryota; Fungi; Ascomycota; Sordariomycetes; Hypocreales; Cordycipitaceae. Gene Ontology annotation, cellular component: membrane. The transcript is spliced from 2 exons. The coding region runs from base 1 to 375 and encodes 124 amino acids.
AUGAGUAGUCGCAAAGCAAGUAGCCACCCAGUGCUGUCGGCCACGAAACCAGUUCCCGUCACCCGCUCGAUUCCCCUCGGCGAUUUUCCGGACCAUGAGCCUAAGCCGCGCUGGACCGCGUAUCUGUGGGAUAGCCUGGACAAAUCACCCCAAGAACGCCGAUUUUUAUUCAAGAUUGAUGCUGCGAUCCUCACCGUGGCGUGCUUGGGGUACUUUAUCAAGAAUUUGGACCAGGUUAAUGUUAACAACGCCUUUGUUUCCGGCAUGAAAGAAGACUUGGAUCUCAACGGCAAUGAGCUCAACUACAUGCAGACUUGCUGGACGCAACCUACUUUUGACGCGAAUCCGACCUUCGUUGUGGAUUCCUUCGUGUGA